CCCACCUCCAUCAUCAUGGCCGCACCUGUGGCUAGCAACACCGACACAGUCCCAAAGCUCAUUGUUCAUCACUUGAAUGAUUCGCGUUCCCAGCGUAUCCUUUGGCUUCUGGAGGAGCUCGAAGUGCCCUACGAGGUCAAAAAGUAUCAGCGCACCGCUGAGCGACUAGCGCCGCCUGAGCUCAAGGCCGUUCACCCGCUGGGAAACGCACCGGUCAUUACUGAUGGUGACCUCACUCUGGCAGAGAGCGGCGCUAUUAUCGAAUAUAUCAUCAAGAAGUACGGUAACGGUCGUGCCCAGCCACCGGAGUCAGGGUGGCUUGACGACCUCUAUUACACGCAUUAUGCAGAAGCAUCGCUUAUGCCUAUUCUUGUUAACAAAAUCAUCUUCAAGAUAAUCCCGGAGCGCUCGCCCUUCCUCAUCCGUCCCCUCCUCCGGUCCGUCUUUAACCAGGUCUCGGCUUUGAUGCUGAACCCCCGUUUGAAGACACACGUGCAAAUGAUUGAGGACCAUCUGGCCAAGACCAAUGGCUGGUUUGCCGGCGGAGAGGUGCCGACCGCCGCAGACUACAUGAUGAUUUUCCCACUCGAGGCAUUGGACAGUCAGGACAAGACUGUCCUUGGUUCGAAGACGAUCGAGUAUGUCAAGCGUGCGCAUGAGAGGCCGGCGUAUAAGCGGGCUCUGGAGAAGGGUGGAGAAUAUGUGUACGCCAAGGCUUCGCUGUAGAUUCGACGGCCUACGUCGCGUGCAACCCCGUGUUGACCGAGAGGGGAUGCGCCGCGUGUCUUGUAUGAUAGCCAUGGAAUAUACCGUCACCACCCCUGCUCAACCUC
This is a messenger RNA of Dichomitus squalens LYAD-421 SS1, 833 nucleotides long. RefSeq names its product thioredoxin-like protein. The record is from RefSeq and is a predicted model, not a curated record. The transcript has 7 exons. NCBI's taxonomy places the organism in Eukaryota, Fungi, Basidiomycota, Agaricomycetes, Polyporales, Polyporaceae. Bases 16 to 726 code for a protein of 236 amino acids.